Molecule: messenger RNA, 1495 nt
Organism: Sceloporus undulatus (fence lizard)
Lineage: Eukaryota; Metazoa; Chordata; Lepidosauria; Squamata; Phrynosomatidae
Gene: CENATAC
Product: centrosomal AT-AC splicing factor
Exons: 11
Coding region: 33-1124 (363 amino acids)
Source: RefSeq, a predicted model, not a curated record
CGGCUCUCGCCAGGCACUUCCGGCUCCACAAAAUGGCGGAUGGCGACAGUUUCGAGGAAAAGGCGGCGACGGUGUUCCGGUGCGCUCUGUGCCGGUGCAGCGCCUUCGCCGGCCGCCGGAGCCACCUUUACAGCGCAGGGCACCAGCGCCGCCUCCGCAAGAGCCUCGCCCGCCUCGCGGAGAAGGUGGAUGCAGCCCGGAAGAUGCUGAAGCACGCUGUGGUUGCCCCCUUUGACCCUCUGGAGCAUGAACGGCAGUUCUGGUGCAGUUGCUGCAGGCUGGAGGUGAGAUGCCACCUGAGCCAUGGGACCCUGGCAGUGCUGCAUGCUGGCCUCCUGGAGCACAUGGCCAGCCCAGAACAUAAAAAAGCAGUCGCUGCAUUCUGGUGGGAGAACAAAGCAGACCCCAAACAGAAGGCAAAAUUCCUGGUGUCCUCUGAGGAAUACGAGCUCUUCAAAGUUUCACUCUCCAAAGCUCUGGAUGUGUACGAGGAAAAAGAAGAUGAAGUCAUUCGAGAGGUGGCAGCUCGCAUCCGAGAGGCAGAGUGGAGCCGGCAAGAAAUGCUGCAGGCCAUUUCAGAGCCACAGAGAGAGACCGAACCAUAUGAUGGAGCAGCUGCUGCUAGCAAUGGCUUUACCAAGAGGAUAAGUGACUCUCCUUUUGACAUGGAUGAACAGGAACAGCCAGGCCCAAGCAGCAGCAUCACCAUACAUCUCAGAGGACAACCUGGGUGCACCUACAGCAGUGCUCCGGAGCUGGACUGGCCGGAAUCAAAACAGCCCUUAACUUUCAUUGGCCACCAGGAAACAGCAGGAGAGGGCAAUAUUCACACAGGGGCUAAACCCCCUUGGCUGAUGGAAGAGGAGGAGAAGGAAGCAGGUCAAGGGCAGAUCGGACCUUCUUAUGAAGAAUUUCUUAAGGAAAAAGAGAAACAGAAGCUUAAGAAGCUCCCAGCCAAUCGUGUUGGUGCCAACUUUGAUCACACUUCUGAGACAGGAGAAGGAUGGCUUCCCUCCUUUGGGCGGGUCUGGAACCAUGGCAGAAGGUGGCAGUCCAGGCAUCAGUUCAAAGCUGAAGCAGGACGCAAACCCAGUGGUAAAAGGAAGGAGCCAAAAACAGACUGAGGAAGGAAUAUCUUCUGCUUUCUGCAUCUUGCCACAACAUUCAAUGCACUUUAUUCAACUACAGAAGAGCAAGGGAAUAGUUUUUAUGGGUUAUGGCUAGAUUUUAUAUUUACAUCUGUUUACCAAGUCACCAGUAAUAUUUUCUCCUUGAGACAAAUUAGCAUUUAGCUCUGUAGGGAAUUUUAUGUGUACGGUUUGUAUUUUUAAUGUAUGUGCAGUAAGUCACAUCAUACUAGAGUAAUGCUUUUCUUCUUCUCUCUUGCAUGAUAUUUAAUUUUUUAACCAUCUGCGCCUGAUGAAGACAGUGGCUCCAAAAAAUGUUACAUAUUUUAUAUUGUUGAUUGACCAAAUAAAGGUAUCCCUAUAAUGUG